Messenger RNA from Chiloscyllium plagiosum (whitespotted bambooshark), 2922 nucleotides. The record is from RefSeq and is a predicted model, not a curated record. NCBI's taxonomy places the organism in Eukaryota, Metazoa, Chordata, Chondrichthyes, Orectolobiformes, Hemiscylliidae.
ACAGUGCUCCAAAAGCUUGUGAUUUGAAAUAAAUCCGUUGAACUAUAACCUGGUGCUGUGUGAUUUCUGACCUGGUCCUUCUCAGUGGUGAACUUUGUUACUUUGAAAGAUUCUACAAACGUUUUGGUCAAGUUAUAGAUAUCUAAAAUCCCACUCCUUUUCCCCUGACCUCUCUCCUCCCACACAGCGUCUUGUUUAGAUUCAUAUUGGGUAACCCUGUAGGAAAUCAAUUGACCAAGUACAACAAUUCAGCAGCUUUCAUGUUAGUUUUUCCUUAUGCCAGUUCCAUAAAUGACUGGGCUCAGUCAGUUCAACUUCAUAACCUGGCUUUGUUUUCAUAGGCUUCUUUCAAUCCCUUUUGUUUUAAAACAGUUCCACAGCAGAGGGGAGAAUUUGGAGUGGGGUUGAAAUCCAAUGAAGUCACCUGAUUUAUCACAAUUUGAAUCUCAUCAGUCUUCGAAUAUGGAGGGAAAAAGCACUGUUCGGAGUGGGGAGAAACUGUACUCAUGUGUGUGUGGACGAAGCUUUAGCCAAUCAGCUGGCCUGUCAAGACACAAGCGCAGUCACACUGGAGAGAAACCAUGGAAAUGUAGGGACUGUGGGAAGGGAUUCGGUUACCCGUCUGAGCUGGAAACACAUCGGCGCACUCACACUGGGGAGAAGCCGUUCAUAUGCUUGGAUUGUGGGAAGGGAUUCACUCGGCCAUCAAAUCUGCUGACACAUCAGCGUGUUCACACCGGGGAGAUGCCGUUUGCCUGCUCCAAGUGUGGGAAGGGAUUCAUUGAUUCAUCAAACCUACUGAAACACCAGCGGGUUCACACUGGGGAGAGGCCGUUCACCUGCUCCAAGUGUGGGAAGGGAUUCACUCAUUCAUCCACUCUUCUGCGACACCAGCGAGUUCACACCGACAAGAGACCUUUUAAAUGUCUGGACUGUGGGAAGUACUACAAAAGUUCUGGGGAACUGAUGUACCAUCAACGUGUUCACACUGAUGAGAGACCUUUUAAAUGCGCAGACUGUGGGAAGUGCUUUAAAAGUUCCUGGGAACUGAUGUCCCAUCAACGUGUUCACACUGACGAGAGACCGUUCAGGUGCUCCCACUGUAUGGCUGGAUUCUUGCGUUCAUCUGACCUUGCUGUACACCAGCGCAUUCACACUGGUGAGAGACCGUUCACCUGCUCCGAGUGUGGGAAGGGAUUCAGCCAGUCAUCUACCCUGUUGACACACCAGCGGGUUCAUACUGAUGAGAAACUUUAUAAAUGCCCAGCCUGCAGGAAGUGUUAUAAAAGUUCCUGGGAACUAAGAUGCCAUCAACGUGUUCACACCAAUGAGAGACCGUUCAGGUGCACUCACUGCAGCGCUAGGUUCAGACGAUCAUGUCAACUCACUGUACAUCAGAGAAUUCACACUGGGGAGAGGCCGUUUACCUGCUCUGAGUGUGGGAAAACAUUCACCCAGUCAUCCCACCUGCAGAAACACCAACGAGUUCAUAAGUAUCCACAUUGUGAAUUGGCACAACCUCAGUUCAGCAGUAGCACCUACAGUGCGUAUCAGGAGCAAACAGAUGAUGCUGAACUUGCAUUAGACACUCAGCUGGAGUAUUGUGUACAGUUCUGGGUGCCACACUGCAGGAAAAAUCGUGACUGCAUUGGACAAAAUGCAGACGAAUCAAGAAUGAAUGACACUAUGGAGAAGCCAUGGAAAUGUCAGGACUGUGGGAAGGGAUUUCGAUCUCCUUCUGAGCUAGAAACCCACCGACGUAGUCACACUGGAGAGAGACUGUUUAACUGCUCCAAGUGUGGGAAGGGAUUUACUCAGUCCUCCCAUUUGCUGACACACCAGCGUGUUCACACUAAUGAGAGACCUUUUAAAUGUCCAAACUGCGGCAAGUGCUACAAAAGUGCCCGGGAACGCAUGUCCCAUCACCUUGUUCACUCUGAGGAGAGGCCAUUCAGGUGCUCUCACUGUGGGACUGGGUUCAGGCGAUCAUCUGAACUCACAGUUCACCAGCGAAUUCACACAGGGGAGAGGCCGUUCACCUGUUCCAUCUGUGGGAAAAGAUUCACUACCUCAUCCCACCUGCUCAUACACCAGCGAGGUCAUGCUGCGGAAAGGCCAUUUACCUGCUCUGAGUGUGAGAAGGGAUUCACUAAUUCAUCGGACCUAAUGAUCCACCAGCGAGUUCACACUGGGGAGCGACCGUUCACCUGCCCAGAGUGUGGGAAGGGAUUCACUCAGUCGGCAACCCUGCUUAGACACCAACGCAUUCACACUGGAGAGAAGCCGUUCACCUGCCCUGAGUGUGGGAAGGGAUUCACCGAUUCGUCCCACCUUUUGAAACACCAGCGAGUUCACACCGGGGAGCGGCCAUUCAUCUGCCCUGAUUGUGGCAAAGGAUUCUCUGAUUCAGCCACCCUGCUGAGGCACCUGCGAGUUCAUACUGGGGAGAGGCCGUUCCCCUGCCCCGAGUGUGGGAAGGGAUUCACUUCGUCCUCCCACCUGCUGAGACACCGGCGACUUCACAAUGGGGAAAGACCAUUUUCCUGCUCUGGGUGUGGAAAGGGAUUCACUAAUUCAUCUGAUCUGCGGAUACACCAGCGUGUUCACACUGGGGAGAGGCCAUUCACUUGCUUGGAGUGUGGGAAGGCAUUCACUCUUUCGUCCAGCCUGCUAAGACACCAGCGAGUUCACUCCGUAGAGAGGCCAUUCAUCUGCUCUCAGUGUGGGAAAGGAUUCACUCGGUCAUCCCAUUUGCUGAGUCACCAGCGAGUUCACAAAUAAGGAUAUUUCUUGUUUGUCGCAAACAGGCCUGAACCAUGUCUUUGGUUUACAUUUCUGCUGAGGUUAAUCAACUUGAGCACAAUUCAAAGCAUUAAUGUUCUGGAUCAAAGUCAAAUAAAACUUCUUUUUUUUUUCUACAAA